This is a messenger RNA of Drosophila busckii, 808 nucleotides long. RefSeq lists its product as uncharacterized. Lineage: Eukaryota; Metazoa; Arthropoda; Insecta; Diptera; Drosophilidae. The record is from RefSeq and is a predicted model, not a curated record. The coding region runs from base 10 to 708 and encodes 232 amino acids. The transcript is spliced from 2 exons.
UCAACAACAAUGCUGCAGGUUAAGUCAUUGACGCUGCUGAGCUGCCUGCUGCUGCUGGCGCUGCUGGCUGCUUGCACAGAGGCUAAUAAAGCUGCCACCACUACGGUGUGCCCCCCAGAUGGCGACAAUGAUGACUACCCUGAUCGCUUUGACAACGACACGCUCUGCGACAGCUUCAAGCGGCUGCGCUCGACCAUAGAAAAGGAUACGCUGGUCGAGCUCAUUCAGUCGCACUAUCAAUGCAACUCCAAGUUCCGCAAGGCCAUGUGCUACUACGACACCAAACGCUUUCGCAUUGUAGCCCAGCAGCUGCAGCAGAGCGAUGCCUACGUUGAUAUCCUGCUGGAGCUCAACCUGGCCGGCGUCGACACCAGCGAUAUUGAGAACAUUGUUGAUAUAUUCGCCUGCAUUGUGCUGCCCGUGCCGCGUCCUGACAACAGCUGCGACUGUCGCGCGCUGCGUGGACACACGUUCAUUGGCGAUUUGCUGGCUGCCAUGCCACAGCAGGCGGUGCAUGAGAUAAACACAAGGGCCAAGCGCAAUAACUUUGCCCGCUUUGUUCAAACCGUCAAUUCCAGCGAAUUCCAGGCGCAUCUGCAAGCCAAUUUGCUGAAGCGCGACGCUGCGCGUCCCUUGCACGUGCUGAGCCGCAAUGGCUGGAAUGUGCCCGAGCUGCUGCGCGCCGUCAUGACCAUCUUGUCCUGGUAAUCACACGUCUAUAUGCUGCUUUACAAAUAUUUACACAUAUGGCAUUUCAAAACUGAAUAAAUAGCAAAGCAAAUCGCAAGCCAAGCUUGUGUGGUUUUCA